Monoraphidium neglectum is the source of this 154-nucleotide messenger RNA. RefSeq lists its product as hypothetical. The record is from RefSeq and is a predicted model, not a curated record. The annotation marks the transcript as partial. The transcript has a single exon. Lineage: Eukaryota; Viridiplantae; Chlorophyta; Chlorophyceae; Sphaeropleales; Selenastraceae.
GGAGGCGGCGCUGGCCGCCCUGAGGGAGGACCUGGAUAACGCCACAGAGGUCGCAGGCCGCCACUUUGCCGCCGCGCGCGCCGCGGCGUCGCCGGCGCUGAGCUGGCAGGACCUCGCGCGGUACGAGGGGUGGGGCCUGCGGUACCGCAGGUAG